UAUGAUAUGAAUUGAGCCAGUCUUUUUAGAUUGUUGGUUAGCAAGAAACAAUUUAGGAUGUAAAUAGUAUCAAUUUUCAUUAUCCAGAAUGAAUUAAAUAUGCCUAUUCUAGCAUGUCCCCAUGUAGAUGGUUGAAUUUCAUUCUCACAAACUAUAUAUAUACUAUGAUAUAAUAUACUUGCAUAACUGUGUUAACCAUGAAAUCGUUACUCCAAACUCAACCUUUAACCAUAUUAAUUUCAUUCUGUGCAAUUUCAUUCUUUAUAUUGAUUUCCAUACUGUUUUUUACCCCAUCAAAGAUACCAAUACUAGACGUUGGUAGUUCUUUACAACAAACUACUGAUUCUGAUCCAACCGAUGUUAAUCAUCUUGUAUUUGGAAUCGCUUCAACUGGAAAAUCAUGGGCUGAUAGGAAAAAAUAUGUCAAACUUUGGUGGAACAAAAUUAUUAAGGGUUGUGUUUUUGUGGAUAAUCUUCCGCCUGAACAAAAUGACAGUGAUGAUUCUGUUCCUCCACUUUGUGUCUCCGAAGACACUUCAAAGUUUCUUUACACUUGUAAAGGUGGUUUAAGAUCAGCGAUUCGCGUGGCGCGUAUUGUGAAAGAGAUUGUUGGAUUGAAUAAUCAUUCAAAUGUUAGGUGGUAUGUGUUUGGUGAUGACGACACAGUUUUCUUUCCUGAGAAUCUUGUUAAGACUCUUUCUAAAUAUGAUCAUAGGCUUUGGUACUAUGUUGGUGCUUACUCUGAGAAUUAUGAAGGGUCUUAUGUUUUUGGUUUUGGAAUGGCUUUUGGUGGAGGUGGUUUUGCUAUAAGUGCUUCUUUAGCAAAUGUUUUAUAUGAAGUUUUUGAUUCUUGUAUUGAAAGAUACUCUCAUCUUUAUGGAAGUGAUGCUAGGGUGUUCUCUUGCAUAUCAGAACUUGGUGUUGGAUUAACAUAUGAACCUGGUUUUCAUCAGGUUGAUUUAAGCGGAAACAUCUUUGGAUUAUUGGCUUCACAUCCAUUAAGUCUCUUGUUAUCCUUACAUCAUCUUGAUCUGGUUGAACCAAUCUUUCCACAAAUGACAACUUCAAAAUCACUGCAACAUUUAUUUGAAGCUGCAAAUGUUGAUUCACUGAGGAUCCUACAACAAACAGUUUGUUACGAUAAACAAUUUUCGCGGACGAUUUCAGUAUCAUGGGGCUAUGCUGUUCAAAUCUUCCAAUACAAUGAACUUUUACCGAAUAUUCUGAGAGUUCGAGAAACAUUCAGACCAUGGAGGGAAAACUUGCCUUUUGCCGGAGUAUAUACAUUUAGUACAACAAAAAUUCAGAAAGACUCGUGCGAAAGACCUACGAUUUUCUAUUUAGACAAUGUGUCUUCGGGUAAAGAUGGUAUUGUUAGCAACUAUACUAAAUCUUUUCGAAACUGUUCCAAAGAUAACACAUCAUUGAAGAAUCUCGAGGUGAUUAAAGUCGUCACGAAAAAGUUAGACCUUAACACCAAACAGGUGCAAACUCUAAGAAGACAGUGUUGUGAUGUGUUGCACUCAAACUCUAGUCAACUCAUGGAAAUUGCAAUUCGAGAGUGCAGAUAUGAAGAAUUGAUUUAUAUGCAUUGAUAGCAUAAAUGCAUUUAUUAAAUUUGUUUCAAUAUGAUUAAGCAGAUUAUUAUAGUGUUGCUAGAAGUGAUUCCAACUUUUACCAAGUCGAUCGAAGUUAU
Molecule: messenger RNA, 1696 nt
Organism: Lathyrus oleraceus (garden pea)
Lineage: Eukaryota; Viridiplantae; Streptophyta; Magnoliopsida; Fabales; Fabaceae
Exons: 3
Coding region: 198-1595 (465 amino acids)
Source: RefSeq, a predicted model, not a curated record